This is a messenger RNA of Pimephales promelas (fathead minnow), 1178 nucleotides long. It is a transcript of the gene mafk, whose product is annotated as MAF bZIP transcription factor K. Lineage: Eukaryota; Metazoa; Chordata; Actinopteri; Cypriniformes; Leuciscidae. Gene Ontology annotation, molecular function: DNA-binding transcription factor activity, RNA polymerase II-specific; RNA polymerase II cis-regulatory region sequence-specific DNA binding. Gene Ontology annotation, biological process: regulation of transcription by RNA polymerase II. The record is from RefSeq and is a predicted model, not a curated record. Gene Ontology annotation, cellular component: nucleus.
CACAGAGUGGAAUGUUGAUACAUUGUUGUUGUUUUGUAGUUAAUUUAGUUCAGAGAAACAUUUCGCUUCGGUUGCAGGACGCGAGAAGGCUCAGCCUGUUGAUUCCAGGACACUUCUCAGAGAUUUUCCGCAUCCCCGACAGAGAUUCCGCGCUCACAAGAUUUUUGAGGAGUUCUGAUUAGCUGCUUGUAUGCAGGGUAUGACGACUCAUUUUACAGAGGGAAAAGCUUUAAAGGUAAAGAAGGAAGUGGGUGAGAAUGCCCCGGCGCUCAGUGAUGACGAGCUGGUGGGCAUGUCGGUGCGGGAGCUCAACCAGCACCUGCGCGGGCUGACCAAGGAAGACAUGGUCCGGCUGAAGCAGCGGCGGCGCACGCUAAAGAACCGCGGCUAUGCUGCCAGCUGCCGCAUCAAGCGCGUCACACAGAAGGAGGAGCUUGAACGGCAAAAAACAGAGCUGCAACAAGAAGUGGACAAGCUGGCCCGUGAAAACGCCAGCAUGCGUCUGGAGCUGGAUGCGCUUCGUGCUAAGUACGAGGCCCUGCAGUGCUUCGCCCGGACUGUCACCCGCGGGCCUCACGGUAAGGUGGCCACCACCAGCGUCAUCACAAUCGUCAAGUCGGCCAAUCACAGCCCCAGCUCCGCCCCCUUUUCGGCACACUCGCAGUGCUGAUUGACAGCGCCUGCCCAGCUCCUUUUGGCCAAACGGCUCUGAACCUUGACUGGCCCCCGCUCGACCCACACUGAGAGGAAGCUCAGUGGUAAGACUUGAGGGGAGGGCGGAGGCCGUAAUCUGCGUGACUACAACAGGCUGCAUCUAUUUUCAUAUCUCUCUUUUACACACACAUACAUGCAAAAACAUUUCUUUUUUGUCUGUGCACUGUGCUAAAAACUCCGGCACCGGCAGGGCGCGCUCACCGCUCUUUCCACUUCAACACAGGCUGAGAUUUAGCAGAGAUGAGCACUUGUUAAAGUGUGAGAUUGUACUUGACUUAACCUGCCAUGGCAGCACUGAUGCCCGUGACAGAUUGCAAAUGCAUCAGAAACUAAAAUAUAUAUAUUAGUAUCAUUAUUUUGAAGAAUUCAGUACUUUUAUUCAGCAAGGAUGCAUUCAAUUGAUGGGAAGGAACAGUAAAGACGUCCAUAAUGUUACUAAAUAUUUCUAUUUAACUUUAUAUUAU